Fopius arisanus is the source of this 777-nucleotide messenger RNA. RefSeq lists its product as uncharacterized. The annotation marks the transcript as partial. Lineage: Eukaryota; Metazoa; Arthropoda; Insecta; Hymenoptera; Braconidae. The transcript has a single exon. The record is from RefSeq and is a predicted model, not a curated record.
AUGUCAUUCAAGGGCAGAAUUUUGAUCCAGGCCAGUAGGGCGAAGUUUAUUGAGAACAUGAGGAUUGAAUCAGUCGCCGAAAGUGUGCACGAGCUCUCGGUGACUGAACUCCAAUCUAAGCUCGACAUGUUGGAAAACCAUUGGAACAUGUUUGACGCCUUACAUCUCAAGCUGCUGACAGCCAAGGACAACGAGGAGGUUCUCGAUCAUGCCUACGUGAAGGAGGAGGUGUACGAUAAAUGUCUCGGAAUGUACUCCGCUGCUCGAACUACGUUCAUGGGACUCAUCAAGGGACUGGAUGAGUCAAUUGAUCUCUCGGAGUCAUUUCGUCGUCCAUCUGUCACAUCUCAAUCGGCGCAAGUGACUCAUAGGCAAUUACCUAAAAUCUCUCUCCCGACCUUCUCAGGGAACUUCUCGGAGUGGACUCCAUACAAGGAUCUCUUCCUCUCAAUGGUGGUUGGGAAUCCCGCUCUCUCGACCGUGGAGAAGUUCCACUAUUUGCUCACUUCUCUCACUGGCGAGGCUAAGCAGCUCAUCUCUACCUUGCCAGUAACCCAUGACUCCUUCAUGCCAGCUUGGAACACUCUCUUGGCCAGGUACGACAACGAGAGGUUGCUCAUCUCCACCCAGUUGGAGAAGCUUUUCUCUGCUCCAAAAGUCAUCAACCGCUCAGCCAGGGAAUACAACGCACUUCUCAACUCUGUAGCUGAAGCGUUGAAUGCUUUGGAGUCUCUCGGUCGUCCUGUCAAGCAGUGGGAUGACAUGCUUGUCCACUUA